Microthlaspi erraticum is the source of this 1197-nucleotide messenger RNA. Lineage: Eukaryota; Viridiplantae; Streptophyta; Magnoliopsida; Brassicales; Brassicaceae. The record is from the annotation of a GenBank genome assembly.
AUGACUAGGAGGUCCAACAAGGACAACCUAGUUGAACAUCCAGAGAUAGACAAGCUUGAGAAGCAACUUAGGAAGCAGAAAGCCCAAGAGAUGGCCGACGAAGCAGCUCGCGCUCAAGAAGAAGGAAGAGAUCCACCUCCUCCUCCUCCUAACCCUGCUGGAGAUGUGAACGCACAACCCCAAGCCGGAGCACCUACAAUCGGAGACUAUGACUCUGCCGAUGCUUUCUUCAUGGAUAGAAACCCUAUCCAUCCACCACCACCUGCAAGGAAUGACUAUGAGAUCAAGCCUCAGAUCAUAGCAUUGGUUAGACAGAACCAAUUCAAUGGACUUCCAGCUGAGCACCCUCUUGAUCACAUAGAAAACUUUGAAGAAAUUUGCAGCACUACAAGAUCCAAUGGAGUCUCUGCUGACUACCUUAAGUGCAAGCUCUUUUCAUUCUCUCUUGGCGACAAAGCUUCAAGAUGGUUGAAGUCUCUGCCAGCUCACUCCAUUACCACUUGGGAUGAGUACAAGGCUGCAUUCAUCAACCACUUCUACACCAAGCAAAGAUCAAUUUCUGAGUACAUUAGGGACUGCCCUAAUCAUGGUUUCAAUGAGGGAAACCUAUGGAACAUCUUCUAUCGUGGCAUAGACCACAAGUACAAGCUUUCAUUGGACACUGCAAGCAAUGGAAACUUCAUGACCAAGACUGUUGAUGAAGCUAAGGUUCUUAUUGAGAAUCUUGCAGCUAGUGAUUGUAACAACUGUCCUGAUUAUGACCGCUCAAGCCGCACCACUACUAGCUCCCCUGAUUCUUUUCAAAUGACUGAACUCAAGAACAUGAUGGCUCAAGUUCUUAAGGGACAGCUCAAGCAUAUCAAUGCAAUAGAAGGGAUGAGUGAUGCUAAUGAAGAUUCAUCAAGAGAAUGUAUGGGAGAUUUCUCUAAUGAAGCCAAUGAAGAAGAUGUGAACUACAUUGGAAACUAUGGGAACAAGGGAUACAAUCCAAGCUAUCGCCCAAACCCCAACAUGUCUUAUAGAAACCCCAAUGUGGAGAAUCCUCAAGACCAAGUGUAUCCUCCAAGGUAUCCACAACAACAAAGACCUCCUUACCAAUCUCAAGGAAGUCAAUUUCAGCCAAGGCAAGGAUAUGAGCAGAGGUCAUCAUAUCCGCCCAAGGAGCCAUAUGCUUCUUCACCAAAUCAAGCUCCUUGA